UGAGUUAUGUUGUGGUUAGAUAGCUCACCUUAAAAGGGGAAGCGCAGCUUGUGGUCAUAAACGCCCAUGACAGACUCUAUUAGCACGAAUAAUGAAUUGUUCUGAGUCUGGUGUGAUUGUUCCGACCUGCUGAAGGUUUAGGUGUCACUCUGUAUCUCUUCUGUCCUCUUCUGAGCAGCCAUGGGAAACCAUUUAUCCAACACUGACCGUAGCAAAAUGCCAUUGGGAGAGGAUGGACACUCUUGGAAAAAGAAAACAUCGAACAUCAAGGACAUCUAUGACUUUAAAGAAGUUUUGGGAACAGGGGCUUUUUCUGAGGUGAUGCUCGCAGAGGAGAAGAGGACGAGAAAGCUAGUGGCGAUAAAAUGCAUCCCGAAAAAAGCUCUGGAGGGGAAAGAGAACAGCAUUGAAAAUGAGAUCGCCGUGCUCCACAAGAUUAAACAUGCCAACAUAGUUUCCCUGGAGGACAUCUUUGAGAACAAAUCCCACCUCUACCUUGUCAUGCAACUGGUGUCUGGUGGUGAGCUCUUCGACAGGAUUGUGGAAAAAGGAUUUUACACAGAGAAAGAUGCCAGUAAGCUCAUCCAGCAGAUCCUGGAUGCUGUGAAGUACCUGCAUGACAUGGGCAUCGUGCACAGAGACCUGAAGCCAGAGAACCUGCUGUACUACAGUAUGGAUGAAGACUCCAAAAUCAUGAUCAGUGAUUUUGGUCUGUCAAAGAUUGAGGGUUCAGGGAGUGUGAUGAGCACAGCGUGUGGCACUCCUGGAUAUGUAGCUCCUGAGGUUCUGGCGCAGAAGCCGUACAGUAAAGCUGUGGACUGCUGGUCAAUCGGCGUCAUCGCUUACAUUCUUUUAUGUGGCUAUCCACCAUUUUACGAUGAGAACGAUGCCAAGCUCUUUGAGCAGAUCCUGAAGGCAGAGUAUGAGUUUGAUUCACCGUACUGGGAUGAUAUCUCUGACUCAGCUAAAGAUUUUAUUGUGCAUUUAAUGGAAAAAGAUCCCAGCCAGCGUUACACGUGCGAACAGGCUCUUCAGCACCCAUGGAUCGCUGGAGACACAGCGUUGGAUAAGAAUAUCCACGAAUCUGUCAGUGCCCAAAUUAAGAAGAACUUUGCCAAAAGCAAGUGGAAGCAAGCAUUUAAUGCCACAGCAGUAGUUCGUCACAUGCGCAGGCUGCAGUUGGGAACCAGUCAGGAGGGCCAAACGCAGUCCACCCUGCCCAACCCCUGCCACGGGCACCUGCUGCUGCCCGAGGGGGACGAGGACGAGAGCUCCCUGCGGAGGGAAAACAGUGGCUGUUCUGAGGGUGUCAGUGAUGGAAAUGACAUCCAGAACUGCACCUACCAUGUCCAUUCUACUAGUCGGGUCUGAGUGUCAAUCAUCCUGCAGUAACCAAUGACUGACUGUCCUGUUUUUCCACUGGAGUCCUGCCACACCCCGAGUCCGGCUGGGAAUACUGAGUAGUUCCAGCUUCCUGCCACUUGGAGGCGCUGCAAUGUAAAGAACCAAGGUGGGAAUGGGGUCACUACUAUGGAGCGAUUCUGUUUAAAGAGAGUUCGAAAAGAGACAAGAUUGCCACAGGCACUUCAUGGGUAAUAUAUGCUAUUGUGGGAGCUGGAUAGAGAUUGGACAGUGUUUUAACUCAUACUUUUACUUUAAUUUUUCUCUUCCUGAACUAAACGUCCUUAAGCCUGUUUCUCUUUAAAUUCAAAAUGUGACAGUGGCUGUUGGUAUGUGGCCUGAUUAAAUGCACAUUCAUUUUAGAUUUGAUAACAUUUUAUGAGAUUAUGAAUUUUGGCCUUAGGUUAUGCUAAGAUUGAAAAAUUUAAAUGCACAUCUUGAACGAUAAGAAAAAAGGUUUCUUUUCAACUAAGGUACGGACAGAUUUCAUAUUAGAUUUUACAUAUUAGUUGUGUUGCCACAUCUCAGUUGCAUUGUACAUCCAAAAUAAACACUGAUUAGUGUAAAUGACAUCUUAGCUUGUUUUGGAAAUAUUUAACGUCUUUUUUUUUUACACUAAGUCUUCACAACAGAUCAUUCAGUCAGUAUGUUUAAGAGCGUCUUUCUCGCUUCAAAUGUUUUCUGCGGUGCCUUCAUGGAUUCAGUAUCAAUGUUUUACUCUUUUUUUAUUAUUAUUAUUAUUAUUUGUUUAAAUAUGUUUUGAUCUUUUCAGUUGGGAAUGUUGGAAGCUGUACAUGUUAAACCAUCAAAUUCACCUACAUGGCAUAUAUGGCUAUUCUAAGCUAUGCACUGUCGGUGGACGCUUUGUAAGUGUCUAAUGUUUAAUGCUGCCAUCCUGUAAAUAUUGCAAAGCUGUUGUCUUUUGUAAACCCCUUUCUAUUAUACAACAUUAAAAAUACUCAGGGGAGGAACUGAAAUCAGAGAAUUGUGAUAUACUGAAUGGUCAUUUUUCAAGAAAAAACUAUAGGAUAACAUCACUACAAGGCUGUGGUCCAUAUUAUAUAAAUAUAUUUGACAAUUUGGAUUCUUUUCGAUGUUGGAACCUGUAUGAAAGUAACCUCCAUUAAACAACAUGAAUGUGUGACUUGACUCCAAUUUUAUUGUUUUGUUUGUUUCCAUUCACUGCUGUCCAGAAGUUAAAGAAAAAAACAUUAGAUGGAAAAACUUACGAAAAAAAGUCACAUAAUAGAAAUCUCCAGAUGUUUGCGGAGAAAGUUUUCCACAAGUUGGUUGGAAGAUAGCGGUUUUCCGUAAUCCAUUGGAAGACGUCUGUGUUUUUUGUUUUGUUUUUAACAAAUAUGAUUAUGAUGAAAAAAUGUCUAUGCUGCAGUGCUGAAUUCUAAACAAUACCAAAAGCUUUGGAUUCAUUGAUAUUGUGAAAGUACAUACAAAUAUAAUUGAAGUCCCAGACCUGUUUAAUUUGUGACAGCUGUUUCAUAGUCCCUUUGUCAUUUUCUUUGCAAAAUGUUUAUAAUCUUGAAGGUUUUCAUCACAUAUGUAGAACCAUUAGUUAACUCUUUAUUCUGGUGCUGACUGGCUCUCAAAGGUCUGCUUUAAGAGGUCUGUCUACCAAUACAUAAGAAAAUGUUAGGUUGGGGGGAAAAAAAAACACUUGCAUAAAUUAAGGUAUACAAAACAAAAAUGUAUAAAAAAAAAUUAAACUUACGAAUUCCAAUGAACAAUUAUUUGAUUUAAACAAAUUGUUUGAUUUUGUUCUAUAUCUGUAUAUGCUUUCUGAAUUUAUUUUACAAAUGUGGUGAAGACAGAUGAAAUCAAAAAUAUAAAACAUUUAUAAUAAAAGGCAAUGUGUCGUGUGAUUUUGCCUGCAGUGUUGUUUGCGCAGACUUCCUGUAUUGAUCAAGAUGCCAAUAUGAGAUGAUGGGUCAAAGAAUCAAUUCUGUUGUUGCUGUUUACAUGCUCUGGUGUUUUCAAAAAUAUAUAAAUGAUUGCACAGUGAUGCACAAGUGGCGUUGUGUACUUUAAUGUGUUUAAAUGUGAUCAUGGUCACAACAGUGAAAACGAGGAUUUGCUAUUUAUAUAAAUACAUGUAUAUAUAGGGUCUGAAAAUAUUGUCUGGUUGAGCAUCAAGACAGUUAGCAAGGUUAAACUUAUGCUAUUUUAUAAGGUUGAAUGUUUAAGUAUUGGUGCAUAUGUUGCUGUGUGUGUUCAAGCAUGGUGUGGUGAUUUAUGUACAUGCAUAAAAUGUAUGUAAAUACACACAAAUACAGUUACUCAGUUACGCAAAUAUAUGCUAUCGUUAAAUGUAAAGUGCAAAAAAUAUAUACAUAUAAACAUUUACGAAUUGAAUUCUACAUCAAUGGAAACCUCUUAAAUUCUUAUUAACAAUUCUGUAUAAUUGUUUUUUGUCAUUGUUGUUUUCUAGGCUGAAUGGCAACAUUGAACCAACUAUACAGGCAGGGACAUGAAUAUUAUAAACCAACUAUGUUUGGAGUGCAAUACUAGUGUGAUGUAUACUUCAUACAGCACAUUAUAUUGCCUGUCAUAAAAAUGUAAUUGGUAUGUUGCAUUUCUAAUUUAAUGUAAAAAUGAGUUUUCAUUGACCACAUUAAAAAAAUUGGCAAAAUUAAAUAUAUUUUUAAAAAGUGCCACAAAAUAUGGCUGCCAAGAACAUUGCAUCAUGGGAUACAGUAGGCAGUGUGCUCUGCUAUAUACCACACAAUUUUGGCAGGGCUUAACCCGAGUAUUCUAUUGCACUUAGUAAACCUACUGUGCAAACAGUAAGAACAGUAUGAUAGUUUGCCAUUCCGAACAUUAGGAUUAUCCCUACUCUUUAUGACACACAAAUGAGUUGAUAGCUACCUCUCUGGCUUCGAAAUGCUUUCUGCAGGAGUCGUGGUUUGCAUUUGCUUAUUUCUUUUGGACAGAGCAUGUUUUUGACAGUAUCUUGGAAAAGAACACAGCAUGAAAAUGUACCAACUUGAAACAACUCAGGAUUGCAACAAUGUUGGAUUUGCAUUCCUAAAUUACUUUUUGCAAACCCAAACAUUAUUAUCAUCGGCCUUAGUAAUAGUGAAUAUGCAAAAUUAACUUCAAGGGCUUGACUCUUUAAAAAGAAUGUCUUGCCAAUUUUAGUUUGUUGGUCUUAAAAUUGAAAUUAGAUUUAUUCAUUUCUCUUUCUCAAUGUAACAUCGAUCUAACAGACAAAUUUAAAAUCAAAAUGAGAUUUGCUUCAAAUUUCAUUUUAUAAUAAAUGUAUUUACAUUGUAUUUCAGGGUUCCUUUUGAUUUUAAAAUACUAAUGACAGUAUGUUGUAAAAUAUGUAUAACCAUAGGCAUAUAUACAUACUGUUAAGCCUUUUUGUAAGAUGUGUACGCUGUUUUGAUCCAUUACUUGUAUGGAUGCAGAGCAUCAUGGGUAUUUACUGUAUUUUUUCAUAAUGGAGUGAUUGAUAUUGACGCCAAUGAUUUGUAUUUUUAAAACAUUUGUAACUGUAAAGUGGAUUAAACUUUCCUUGUCUAUG
This is a messenger RNA of Carassius gibelio (silver crucian carp), 4942 nucleotides long. RefSeq names its product calcium/calmodulin-dependent protein kinase Ib (gene camk1b). Gene Ontology annotation, cellular component: intracellular anatomical structure. Bases 181 to 1371 code for a protein of 396 amino acids. The transcript is spliced from 12 exons. Gene Ontology annotation, molecular function: ATP binding; calcium/calmodulin-dependent protein kinase activity; calmodulin binding. NCBI's taxonomy places the organism in Eukaryota, Metazoa, Chordata, Actinopteri, Cypriniformes, Cyprinidae. Gene Ontology annotation, biological process: peptidyl-serine phosphorylation. The record is from RefSeq and is a predicted model, not a curated record.